This is a messenger RNA of Larimichthys crocea (large yellow croaker), 1559 nucleotides long. RefSeq names its product transmembrane protein 150B (gene tmem150b). Gene Ontology annotation, cellular component: plasma membrane. The coding region runs from base 709 to 1407 and encodes 232 amino acids. The transcript is spliced from 7 exons. NCBI's taxonomy places the organism in Eukaryota, Metazoa, Chordata, Actinopteri, Sciaenidae. The record is from RefSeq and is a predicted model, not a curated record.
UAUUCGUUGAUUUUACAACCUCCUUCGUCAUUUUAAACAUGCAAAUUAAAUACUUUAGUGAAUUAUUAAUCCUGAAAUCAUCACCAGACACAAGUAUGGUUGCUGUCACUCGUUAAAGUUUAGACCAUUUAAGAAAUUCAGCAUCCGGUUUAGCAACUUUGGGGUUGAUUUUCAGUUAACAGAAAGGAAAAGGUAAACUGCAGAGGAGAGGAAACACACUGGAGGAACUUGUACAAGAGGUUGUAGAUCUAAAAAAGGAAACGCACUGUCUCAAAGUCCAGCCUAGCCCUUAUAUAGAAACAGUCACAUUACCGUAUUUUAUGGUUUAGUGUGUCAUUUGCAAUGCAGAGAAUGAAGUCAGCUGUUUGUGGUUUUCUGUUUAGAACUUAUCCAAAUAAUGUCUUAAAUAAAAUGUUGCCUUCGUUCAGCCCACCCUUCCUCAACCUCCACCCCUCUUGUGUGACUAACCAUGUACGUAAUCAUUGUGAUUAAUUUAUGGUGCACUGAUAAUACAAAGUUGACUCAUGAAACAAGCAGGACAAAGUGCAGCAGUGUCCACAGUCACAGUGUUUGAGUCUUUAUGGUAAUGCUGAAGAUGGAAUGAGCUCCUCUGAAUGAACUUUCAUUUUAACCUGCAAACCAGCACAGCAGAGAUCGCGGUCGUGCACGUUUCCCUCCAUAUGAACCAAACAGCAGCUGGAGUGCAACAUGUGGCUGUGGGCUUUACUCCCCGUCUGCCUGGCUGUCUUUGGCACUGCGGGCAUCUGGACUGUGUUUGCCGUGGCUGUAACAAAUGGAUCAGUCAACCUCACAGAAGGAUUCCCGUACAUUAGUCAGUGUGGUACUUACAACCCUCAGAGCUGCCUCUUCUCCCAGAUCUGCAACAUCUGCUCUGUUUUAGCUCUGUGGAUUGUGGUGAUCCGCUUCCAGCAGGUCAGAGAUUUCGGUAACCAUGGAAAGGCUAACAUAGCCAGCAUUGUCUUGGGAUUCAUCUCCUCUUUGGGAAUCUCUCUCAUUGGCAAUUUUCAGCAAUCAGUCCUGAUGAAUAUUCACCUCUUGGGGGCAUUCCUGGCUUUCUUCAUUGGUCUGGCCUACUUCUGGGUGCAGUUGUUUCUAACUUAUCGAGCUCAGCCGUCUCAGAACCGAUGCUGCGUUGGAGCUGCCAGGACCACCUGCUGUAUUCUCUGUACCAUCCUGGUCAUCGUCAUGGCUGUUCUCCACAAUACAGGCCAUCCAUCUGGGGCUGCGGUGUGUGAAUGGGCUUUGGUCAUGCUCUUCUUCUGCCUGUUCGGCCUCUUUGCAGCUGAGUUCAGACACAUCGACUGCCACCAACUCACUGUUCAGAAACAAGCUGUGGGACAAGGCCACAGCCCUGCCACGCUAGAAAUGAAUGGAUGUGUCGGUUGACUGCUUGUGGUUAAAGAACAACAAUCUUCUUUGGCUGCACCUACUGUUGUGGUUAAAGUAGCCUGUAGCUGUCCAAGAGACAGGAUUCAUUGGGUUGUUUAUAUUAUGUUUCUGUUAUGUGGUUAUUUGAGUUAUUAAAGUAUUUUAAAUGA